Molecule: messenger RNA, 4234 nt
Organism: Astrephomene gubernaculifera
Lineage: Eukaryota; Viridiplantae; Chlorophyta; Chlorophyceae; Chlamydomonadales; Astrephomenaceae
Source: the annotation of a GenBank genome assembly
AGCAUUUUACGUCAACCCAUAGGUUAUGGUAUCUACAUGUAGGGAAGAAGCGGAUUGCGCGGCGUUGCUCCGCAGAGCAUGAUGCUAGUUGGGAAGUGCCCGGGCGUUAAUCCUCUCUUGCUUCCAAACAAGCCGAAGUUUUGUCCACACCGUUGUUUUCCAAUAGCUAGCGCGGCUGGGUAUCAACAGCCGCAGGUCGCGCAAGUAGCCGCCCGGACAACCUCACCUGGAGAGGAUUUUCAAGCCGACGUCACCGGGCGGGGCGACGAGCUAUUUGAGCAACUCCAGGACAAUCGCAGCGUGUUAUCUACACAGGCGUUGCUAAACCAGCGUCUAAUAUGUUGUGUUACAUGGGAGGAGCUGGACGACCUGCUGCGGUCGAACUGGCGUCACAUGGACUUUGUAAACGUCAGCACGGUGUGGACGCGCCUGGCUAACCUUUUUGGCGGUGCACGCGUUCAUAGGGUGAAGGGUCAGCGGUCGGUUGCUGCGCCACCUGCUCAUGAACCGGCUUUCAGGCAGUUCCUAGCUCGGCUUAUCGAGGUGACGACGCAGCAGCUGCACGUGUUCGGCGUGCAGGCGCUAGCCAACGUCAUGUGGGCCAUGAGCAACGACAACUGGCAGCUGGAACAGCACGAACCGGCAGUAACGGGGCUGAUGCUGAAGUGGUGCUCAGCGCUCAGCAACCACUUGGAUGACAUGCGCUCCCCAGAUGUGUCAAACAUAUCAACCGCCAUCGGCCGCCUAGACCAUCUCUGGCACCCCAACUUUAUAGUCGUCUUUUACCGCGCCGUGCUCCGUCGCCCUGACCUCAUGGAACAGGCGGACGCCACCACGCUAAACAACCUGCUGUACGGCCUCUCCCGCGCACGGCGGAGAGGCCUCGUGCAGAUGGCGUAUCAAACACGCCUCUUCCUUAGCCGCUGCGUAGGGCACCUGCUCGAACGAGCCAACAAGGGGGACGGCCAGGCGGUCCGGUUGGAUCCCUGGCGCGCAGCGCAGCUGCUUGCAAACUGCCACGAGCUUGGCCUCCGGCUCAAUCGCCCCUCGUACGCCAUUCUCAUGCCGCUAGUUGCCCGGGCCUACUCACGGCGGCCCUGCCCGCUGGAUUGUUGGAACAUGCGCUAUGUGGCGGCGCUGGUGGAGGCGCACUUGGUGGUUCCGCCGGAUGUACGGCCGGACUUGGGGCCGUUGCGGGAGUAUGUGGAGGCGCGUGUGCAUGAGGUACCCACCAGCAACAUGACUCAGCUGGCGAACUGGUUUGCGAGCCUGAAGCAGCCCAUGAGCCCGGAGUUCUGGGGGCAGCUGUUCCUGCGCUACGGCUGCAAUGCGGCUGUGGCGGCAGCAGCGGGCGGGGAAAAGCAGCAGCAGCAGCGGCAGCAGGAGCGGGAUGGAGGCGUGACGGCGGCGUUGGAGCAACAGCAGCAGUCCUGGCCGACGGUGGAGGGGGUGUAUCAGCAGCGGCAGCAGGAGCGGCAGCAGGAGCGGCAGCAGGAGCGGCAGCGGCAGGAGGCGUUGGGGGCACGACGGCAACGCCAGCAGCAGGCUGGCAUGCGAAGGCAGCAGGAUGCGGGGCACCGGGAAGAUCAGCAACAGGAGCAGGAGGGGCAGCAGCAGCAGGACGGGCCACAGCAGUUGCAGUGGCAACAUGAGCAGGACCGGCCACAGCAGCAGGACGGGCAACGGCAGCAGGAGGGGCAACAGCAGCUGCAAAGGCGGGAGGAAGUCCUGGGGAGGCAGCACCCGUGUCCGCAAGGAGAGCGGCAGCAGGAGGAGGAGGAUGGGCAGCAGGAGGGACAGCAUCAAAGGCAUGCUUGUGCGGGGUGCAGUAGCCCUUCUGUGGCCCGUUCCUCCUCCGCAGCACCAGCAGCAAUGCUGGCAGAGCGCCCUUCUCGGCAUCACGGCCGCCUGCCAGCGGGCAUUCGGCGCGAUCAAUUCCAGCAGCUGCAGCAACAGCCGCAGGCACCAGAGGUGUCGGGCGCCCCCAGGUUGUGUUCAGCUGCAUUGCCGUCAUCUCGCACACUACCGCCGCCUCAUCAACAGCAACAGCAGGGAGAGCAGCAACACCAGCAGCAGCAGUUGACGGCAUCACCGUCGCUGAUAGGGCAGCUGGGGCAGCAGCAACAACAGCAGCAGCAGCCAGCGCCAGUGCGGCAGCACGCGCUGCAAGCAACCAGCAAGCAGCGGCGAUGGGUUCCUUGUGGAGAGCAACAGCAGCUCGGGCCCGAGGAGCAGCAGCGGCAGCAGCAGCACGGGCCCAAGGAGGAGGAGCAGCAGCAGCAGCUUAACGGGAAGGGACCGCCGUCGGGGUUAUCGGAGGCGGAGACCUGCGCUAUGUCCCGCUGCCUGCCAUUGCAGCCUGCACAGCAGCAGUCGGAGUCACUUGAAGAGCAGCCGGAGCUGCCCCAGGACCUGCCGCAUAAGCAGCAGCAACCGUCGCGGGAACUCGAGCAACCCGCAUCAGCGGUAGCUCAGCAUUCCGGAUUCGAAGGCGGGCGGUUGCAGCCGUUAAACGAGCGGCCGCGGGCUUGUGAGAUGCGUGGGGAAGGGGAAACGGAGGAGGAGCAGCGGCAGCCGCAGCAUCAACAGCAGUCAGGGGAAGGGCUGGGGCUGCAACCACCGCAACCAGGCGAGCAGCUGGGGUCUGCUGGGUUAGCCCAGUUGCCGCAUGCAGUAGCAUCGCAAGGGGACAAGCAGCACGACCACCUUCACCACUCUUCACCUGAGCAACAGCAGCAGCGGCAGCAGUCCUUGCCGCCGCCGCCACAGCAGCAGCAGUCGUUGCCGCCGCCGCUGCCGCAGCAGCAGCCAUACUACCAGCGAUCCGAGUCAUGGCGCACGCGCCCUCCGGCUGCAUCACCGCUGCCAAGCACUCAAGCCCCUCCAAACGGGCGACGACGCCCACAGCAACAUCAGCAGCAGCAGCAGCAACGGCAGGCACAGCCGCAACCACCUCAGCAAACCCUCGACCCGCACCGCCAAGAACAGCACAACCACCACAACCACCACCAAUAUAACCUCCAGCCCCCAUGCGCCCUAACCCAGGAGGACCUUGCACCACGCACCCUGCACCUGGUGUGCUGGCAAGCCGCCAAGGCGGGUAUCCUGCCGCCCCGCGCCUUCCUGCGUCUCUACCUGAGGCACGUGCCGGUAUGGCUGGUGGAGCAGGCGAGCGACGUGGAGUGCAUGCAGGCCAUUCACACGCUGCGGCUGCUGCGGUGGGUGCCGCGGAGGGAUGUGCGGGAGGCGUUGUGUACGGCACUGGAGCGGCGGGCGCCGUCCUCGCGGUUGCCGCUGUGGAAGACGGCGAGGUGGUUGCGCGAGCUGUUGUAGCAGCAGGCAGCAGCAGGGAAACAGGUAGCGGGCGGCGUGAUGGGGAGUUUGAGGGGUUAGGUUAGGCUUGGUUGCAUGGCGAACAUGGGGUGUGCUGAAGCGGCAACGGGAAUCAGCGCGGUUUGUGCUCUAGUUUGUGCUUCUAGAAGGGGAAUGGUAACGCGGAGGGAGGCAUGCCGUCUGGGCAGGGUUUGGGGCAAGGCAGGUGAGCAGGUGGCUGUACGUUCGCUGUAUGGCGGUGCUGAAGGAGCCGCCAGCCUGCAGAGCUCCUGCGGCAGUGCAGCCAUGGGAACCACAGUGCUGGGUCAGUAGGAGUAGCGACGUAGCGAGGCAUGUUAGGCAUGGCGGGGAGCGCGUAAUGCAUGCACGAAUGCGCUAUUAACGUUGUGUUGUGUGGCUUGGGGCCGGCUGUAACUUGCUCCAGUUGCUGUAUCUGGGUUGGAACUCGCCUGGACACGCGAGUUGGAGGCGCUUGGUGAUCUAAUAUUUGCAAUAGCGGAUAUGCACAUUGUAGUACGCGAGAGUGGUGGGAGCAGCAGCGGAGUGUAUGAGUGCAAGUGUGGAGGAGGUGCUGUGUGGUCCUCGCAAACGGUUGGGACCUUUCGUUGGCUUUCCAAGCUGGGCAGGUUGUAGGUUGUUGAGUCCCCGUACGCAGGGAGCGCAGGUGCUGUGGUGGGCUUUGUGUGAGCCACGCAAAGUCGCAAGUGUGUUAGCUAGAGGAAGCGUCCUCUCCUUGGGCUAUACCGAUAGUAGCACAGUUAUAGCUGAUGGAUAGAUUUUUUGGGCAGGAGGCAGCGUAGUUAAGAUGCGUAGAGUAGGCUAGGACGACUGGCAAGCGAGGACGAGGAGUGUAGGAUUGGACGAGGAGGGUAGUUGGCUGUUCUUGCGGGUAAGCGCCCGG